GUUUGGGAGAGUCGGCGAGGACAUGGGAAGGGGUGGGAUUUUUGCAUCUCUGAGGGGAUUCAUGAACAGCUUCUCUGGGGAGUCGCUUAUUAUUUAUCACAAGAAGGAAAAUAAAGUUGCUUUUGGAACCACAAACUUGUCAAGUGCUGUCUCCCUCGCAACCGAAGUCCUGCUUUCUCUGCCCCUCCCCCAUCAGCACAUCAAUGUCGUCUUCUGGUCCCCAGUCCCUCGGGCCCAGGUUCACCCAGGCCAGGGAAGGAGCAGUGGCACUGUUCUGGAAUGCUCUAGAACCUCCAACUGUUCUGGAACUCUGCACCUUUCAGGCAAAGGGCCAGAACCAGGAUCACAGAGCCUUCCUAUCCCAGGUGGCCCGGCGCCCCCACCGGGCCACAUGUGGGUGCUGGCGCUCAGCGUGGCUUUCCUGGAGGCUGCCCAGGCCUGUCUCUUCUGCCGCCUCCCAGCGCAUGGCUUGUCGGGCCGCCUGGCUCGGCUCUGCAGCCAGAUAGAGGCCCAGUGGAAGGACUGUGAGGCCUCCUGGAACUUCUCCACCUUUGCCUUAGAUGAGGUGUCCAUGAACAAGGUCACGGAGAAGACUCACAGGGUCCUGAGGGUCAUGGAGAUCAAAAGGUCUUUCUCCUCGCUCCCUCUGUAUUGGCAAUGGCUUCAGAAGACCAAGUUUCCUGAGUACAACCGGGAAGCUCUCUGCAGUCCCGCCUGUUGUGAGGUGGAGUCGGGGCUUCCCCUCCCCAGCUCUGUCCCGCUGUCUCCUGCAGGGGGCAGCACCAUCCUGUACAACUGCUCCACCUGCGAGGGCUUUGAGGUGCUCUGCUGGCCCCAGAAGCGCUGCUUCCCAGGAAGUCACGAUCUUCGGGAAGCCAGGAUUCUGCUCCUCUGUGUCUUUGGAACUAUCCUGCUCCUGGGCGUCCUAAGCCUUGUGGUGGAGUUCCACUUCCUUGAAGCAAAAAGCGACUUACGAAGACGCUGACAGAUCCUAGCCUCCAGUUGUAAAG
This is a messenger RNA of Myotis brandtii (Brandt's bat), 1010 nucleotides long. RefSeq names its product transmembrane protein 95 (gene TMEM95). The record is from RefSeq and is a predicted model, not a curated record. Gene Ontology annotation, biological process: fusion of sperm to egg plasma membrane involved in single fertilization. Gene Ontology annotation, cellular component: acrosomal membrane; sperm plasma membrane. The transcript is spliced from 7 exons. NCBI's taxonomy places the organism in Eukaryota, Metazoa, Chordata, Mammalia, Chiroptera, Vespertilionidae. The coding region runs from base 23 to 985 and encodes 320 amino acids.